GGAUGGUUCUGGUUUUUAUCGAUUAUGCUGCUUUAUUUAGAAGUGAAAUUACACCCCUGGGCUCACUGGCAACUGUGAAUGUGACACCUGUCGCUAAGCUGCAGCCCAGAACUGGGGUCUAGAUGGAGCAGAUUAAAAGGGCAAAUAAACUGUUUACCAGUGACUGUAUAUUUCUGAAGAAAACUUUGAACAUCCCAGUUAUAUCAGAGAAGGCUCUGUUGUUUAAUGGACUUAACUCAAUAGAUUCUCCAGAAAAUGAAACUGUUGGUAGCAGUUUUUCUCAUGACGAAGAGCCGGUAGCAGCUGGGGAAGACCUUUCUCCUCCCAGUCCUCAAGAAUCCAAUGUUCAGCCCAUACAGCCUGAAGAAGUGUCAGCUAGAGAUUUCCUGCAGAGACUAGACUUGCAGAUUAAGUUGUCAACGCAGGCAGCCAAGAAACUAAAAGAAGAGAGCAGAGAUGAAGAAAGCCCCUAUGCAACUUCCCUCUAUCACAGUUAGAUAAUCAGGGGUGAUAAUCUAACCUGGAUUAAGAGAUGGUUGAAUCAUAAAGAAACCAACAACUGAAGAUUCAAAAGCAUACAUCGUUAAAUCACAAUUUAGUAGUUCUACCUACUGCAAUUGCACUGAAGUGAUUAUUUCCCUCUGGCUUUCUAUAAUUUUAAGUCUUUAUUAUGGCAUGAGAGCAAAAUUGUAUCCUAAAGCCCAUCACUUUUGUAGGUGAUGGUAGUUUUUAGACUAGUUUUAUAAAUACUAGUUAACAUAAAGCAUCAAAGACUAUAUACAUAUUCAAGCUGAAAAUGAUGUUGAUCUUCUGAGAAAUCAUAAUUAUGUGAAAUACAUGGUUGCUGUUUAAGUGAUACUGAUUUUGCUAUGUGUUUAUAACUUAAGUGCUAUAUAUAUAUAUUUCGAUAUGUAUUAUAUAUUCUGUAUUAAUAUAAAGAACCAAAUUUUGUCUGCUAUUUUGUAAAAAUAAACUACAAAAGCCUGAAUGAGAAAAUAAACUAUGUUUUCAUAUUUGA
This is a messenger RNA of Leptonychotes weddellii (Weddell seal), 1018 nucleotides long. It is a transcript of the gene LYSMD2, whose product is annotated as LysM domain containing 2. The record is from RefSeq and is a predicted model, not a curated record. Lineage: Eukaryota; Metazoa; Chordata; Mammalia; Carnivora; Phocidae.